AUGGGCCGCUCGUACGGAGGCCGGGUGCUGGCCGCGAUGACCCUGCUGGGCAUCCCAGCCGCCGUGCUGGUCGCGCUGGCUGCGCAGCUGCUGUUCCAGCUCCAGGCGGGGCGCGCGGAGCUGCGGGGUGUGCGCACCGACGUGCUGCAGCCUGAGCUGGACCCCGACGCGGGACUACCCGAAGCUGCGGCUGGGGCAUUGCUGCCGCUGGCGACUGCGCUGGCCGCGCUGGCGCAGGUCCUCGGGCUUAGCUGCCUGCUGCUCGCCGCGCUCUGCGGACACCUGGGCGCCGAGCUGGCACGCGGGCCGGGGCCGGGCAGGUCGGACUGGUUUCUGUUUGACUGCCGUUUCCUCAGGCACUCGGCGCUCGGCCUGUUCUGCUGUGGGGUCUCCGUCUACUUAGCAGCACUGGCCAUUUACACCCUGCUGCUCUUCGAGAUCGAGGCAGGUGCAGCGGCCGCAUCUAUCCUGGGCUCAGGUGCCCUGGUCCUGGUGGCGGUAAUGACUCACACCCUGCUCCGGGCUGUUCGGGCCACUCGCCGGGGUCUCCACGAGCUGUCCCCACCCUCCUUGGAAGAUGAGCCAGCCCGACCUUCAGAAGACUCCAAAGUUGGCUGCAGGGCUCAGCCCCAGCAGGGUACCCAUUGCCAGACCCCCUAUGCCCCAUCCCGGGAACCUGGGGACCCCCCUGGGACCACUGGUAUCACAUCCACAGUCCUGGGGAAAGCCAGUGAACACGGUCUGCCUGCUUCUCCCCGGCCCCAGACACGAUUGGCAGGCACAGGCCACUGGGAUGGGGUCACUCACGAGAUGCGUAGCAUGCUGGGCCACAGGCCACUGGACAUGGGGAAGGACGCCACGCUGGUGUGAGCUGGGGGUCAGGGGCAAGAUGAUAAAACGGUGACACCACAGAGCAGGUCCAGCUCAGCUACUGUAGCCAUUGGCCUUCUUCCCUCCGAGUUUAUGGAAUCCUUGACUUAUGUCAAAGUUGCCUCAUGACCCAAAACAGCUGCCAGUACUCCAGCCUUUACCUCUUACUUGCUAAGAGGGAUAACAAAGGUCAGGGAUGGGUAGGUCUUCUAAAGGCCUUUGAGACCUGGGGACCUUUUGUCUGCAUCUCACUGGGCAGACAUCGACAAACAACCAGCCCUUUAUAUAGGGAGGUCUGUGGAAUGUGAACAAAUGAGGUUCUUUUACAGAUGGGAGCGGAGGACUGGGCUUCGGUUCUGACUCUCACUGGUUCUCU
Messenger RNA from Peromyscus eremicus (cactus mouse), 1246 nucleotides. It is a transcript of the gene Tmem221, whose product is annotated as transmembrane protein 221. Bases 1 to 870 code for a protein of 289 amino acids. The transcript has 3 exons. NCBI's taxonomy places the organism in Eukaryota, Metazoa, Chordata, Mammalia, Rodentia, Cricetidae. The record is from RefSeq and is a predicted model, not a curated record.